CGUGCGCGCCCCCGCCUGCCUCUAUAAAAUCGACAUACAUGAAAAUAGUUCUACAUUUAUUGAUCUCGCGCCGCGCUUGUCGCGUCACGUUUGUCUAACAAUCGUGAUAUCAACACACCUUAAUAAUAAUUAGUAUUUAUUUUAGUUUUUUUUAACGAACGUAGACGUAAAAUAGAAUAAAAAUGGCAUACCUACAAUCGAUGCCCAAAUCUGAAACUAUCAGGCUGCGUGAAAAGCAUGUGGGUGCUGCGUGCCAACUUUUCUUCCGAUCGUCUCCCCUGAAAAUUGUGCGCGGUAUCGCUCAGUACAUGUAUGAUGAAACUGGCGAGAGAUAUCUCGACUGCAUCAACAAUGUUGCACACGUUGGACAUUGUCACCCACAUGUAGUGGAAGCAGGCAGAAACCAAAUGUCUCUUAUUUCCACCAACAACCGUUACCUUCACGAUGAACUGGUAAUCCUUGCGGAAAGGCUCGUCAAAACCUUACCAGAACCUUUGUCCGUCUGUUUCUUUGUCAACUCCGGAUCAGAAGCUAACGAUCUUGCCUUAAGGCUUGCCAGAAUACAUACCAAGAAUAAGGAUGUUAUUACCCUUGACCACGCGUAUCAUGGCCAUCUUACGUCUAUGAUUGAUGUGUCUCCAUACAAAUUUAACCUACCCGGAGGGCCCGAGAAGCCAGAGUGGGUUCAUGUGGCACCAGUUCCAGACAUAUACAGAGGAAAAUACGUAUACCCCAAUGACUCUCAAGUUGAAGAAGAGUUAGGAAUACUGUAUGCCGAUGAAGUUGGCAAAAUCUGCAAAGAGAGUAAGCGCAAAAAUGGCGGCGUUUGCGCAUUUAUUGCGGAAAGUCUUCAAAGUUGUGGGGGUCAAAUCAUCCCACCUGAUGGUUACCUCAAAAGAGUUUUCGAGCACGUUCGUGAGGCUGGCGGAGUUUGCAUAGCUGAUGAAGUCCAAGUAGGAUUUGGACGUGUUGGUACCCACAUGUGGGCAUUUGAGACACAAGAUGUGGUGCCUGAUAUUGUCACUAUGGGCAAACCUAUGGGCAAUGGGCAUCCAGUGGCAGCUGUUAUUACCACACCUGAGAUUGCGAAAAGCUUCGCUGAUACCGGAGUGGAGUAUUUUAAUACGUACGGAGGCAACCCUGUCUCAUGCGCCAUUGCCAAUGCAGUGUUGGAUGUGAUUGAAGAAGAGCGUUUGAUGGAGCGCGCUAACCGAGUCGGCAACCACUUGCUAAACCGGUGUCAACAGCUCAAACAUAAACACAGCUUGAUUGGCGAUGUUCGUGGAAGAGGACUUUUCGUUGGAGUCGAACUCGUGACUGACAGGGAGACAAGGACACCUGCAACUGCUGAAGCUAAACAUGUUGUUAACAGGAUGAGGGAAGAAAAGAUUCUCAUAAGCCGUGAUGGUCCAGACAGCAAUGUAUUGAAGUUCAAGCCACCCAUGGUGUUCUCAACGCAGGAUGCUGAUAGGCUUGUUGACACUCUAGACAGAGUUUUGGAAGAACUGGAUGGAAACAGGGCGCCUGUUACUAGCAUCAAACUCCAGGUGCUAGUGACGCCUAUCGACGAAACAAAAACAGAGUCGUCAGCUUUAAAUACCAACGUUAAACAGAGCAUUACGAGUUCGUGACUAGAAUAAUAAUUUUUUAUCAUAAAAAUAACUUAAGUAUUAAUCGAAAUAAGGCUGUAAAUAUAGUUAUGUAAGUUUAUAUAAUAAACUCUAAAGAUAAGUACUUAAUAGACAAAGGGAUUUGUAAAAUUGCUAAAAAAAAUUGUUAUACACAUUAGUGUUUACUUGUGUACAGACGACAUAGCUCAACGUAGUUCUUUCUAUGUAAAAAACUUUAUUGUUUUGGUAUAAAGUAAAAAAUCGAAUGAAAAAAUUUACAGAUUGUCGGUUGCCCUGCCGUCUGUACGUACGUAUACCUUUAUUUAGGAUAAUAAAGAUGUGAUGAUGUUUAGUUUUAAGAACUUAAUUCGAAUGUAAAGAAUCAAUGCAAUAUUUUUUUACCAUAAAUUGAUAUAAAGAUAUUUUUAUACUUAC
Molecule: messenger RNA, 2045 nt
Organism: Spodoptera exigua (beet armyworm)
Lineage: Eukaryota; Metazoa; Arthropoda; Insecta; Lepidoptera; Noctuidae
Source: the annotation of a GenBank genome assembly